Bipolaris oryzae ATCC 44560 is the source of this 835-nucleotide messenger RNA. RefSeq lists its product as uncharacterized. The annotation marks the transcript as partial. NCBI's taxonomy places the organism in Eukaryota, Fungi, Ascomycota, Dothideomycetes, Pleosporales, Pleosporaceae. The transcript is spliced from 2 exons. The record is from RefSeq and is a predicted model, not a curated record.
AAACGUCGACCGCCUCUUCACCCUCUACACCCUAUCCCACCCCACCACCUGGCAACUCCCCUCCAACAUCUCCACAAACUCCAACCUCUUCCUCGCGGAUAACACCCUCAUCGACGCCUCCACCCCGCUCCUUCCCUUCCGCCGCACCCCAGACGCCUUCUGGAGCAUAAACGAGUGCCGCGACACCGCCGUGCUAAGCUAUGCGUACCCAGAGACGCAACGGUGGAAAUUCGCGUCGGACGAGUCGUUUGCGGCGCAUGUGGAGGGCGAGGUGGCGAGAUUGUACGGCGGGCGGGUGCGUGAGCAGGCGGUGCAGAAAGUGGUGGUGGAGGAGGAGGAGGAGCAGAGUAGUGCGUUUGGGGGGUUGCUUCAGCGAAAUGGGGGUAGGUAUACGGAUUGGGUUGUUGAGACGCGGGUUAGAGGGGGAGCGGUGAGGGGAACGUUUCGAGUGCAGUUUUCGCUGGGGGAGAUGGAUGCCGGAGCGUGGAUGGUGUUGAUGCCUGCUGUAAGGAGAGAUGAAGUCUUGGGUGGGAAGGGGGAGGGGAAGGAGAUGGUGGGGACGACGAGUUUGACGGGGUUAUUGGUGGAGUGUGUGAAUAAUGGGACGUUGGGGGGACUGGACGAGGAGGUUGUGCUGCCGUUUCUCCAGGGGAGACUGAGGUGGUGGGUGUUGGAUGAUGCCGGCAAGAGAAUGACGAAACUGCAAGGUGGCGCGGUGAAUGUCACGCUGGUUAGUACGGAAGCAAGGGUUCCGGUGGAUGAGGGAAAGCCGAUUGAGUAUUCAGAGAUUGUGCGUAGCUACCCGGGGGUUGUCAGGGAGAAGGUAGAUGGGUGA